AUCUUGCUGGAUUUUGGCUCUUCGGCGACUUGUACAAUGGCGGGUUUACUGCGAAUGAGUGCUUUACCACGCGUGUAUUCUAGACUGUCUUGCAGGACAAUUCAAACUUCGGCUGCUCGUCAAUAUAAGCCGGUCCCAACAACUAGACCAGAGUACGCGUCUGAAUUAGAAGCUCUUCAAGCGAAGGAGAAAGGACCUUGGAGUGAGCUUUCAAAGCAGGAAAAAGUCGAUCGUAAGUUUUUAUACGUUAUUGAUUCCUGCGAUAGAUUAUAUUUAGGAUAGAUUUACGUACUUGAUGAAAAUUAAACAAAAUAUAUUUAUAUACUUGGUGAAAAUUUUUUACCGAAGUGGAGUUACUCGACAGGAAUCAACCUUGAUUAUUUUUCAAUUUUUCCACCAUUUAGUAUACAGAUCCCAGUUUGCAAAGACUAUUCCAGAGUCUAAAAUACAAGAACCAUAUGCAAAGAAAGUGGUUGGUUUAGUAUCAGCAGGGCUAGCAGUAUCUGUGGUCUUCUUUGCAUUCCUCAGGAAGUAUAGUAAGUUAUCUUGUUAGCCAGGAGGUACAAAUAUAUUGUUAAGCUGAUAUCUGUUUUCUCACGUAAGAAAAAUAGGAGCAAAUGUGCAAGCACCUCUCGGUCAGGUACAUGUUAAGUGAAGUGAUGCACUAGUUACCUUUUUUUUUCUGGAAGGACGAUCAGCACUGCAUCUAUUUUGUAGAAAGGUGCAGUCUGCACUUGCCACUUUUAAAACAAGAGGAACUGGGUCAAGUUAGCUUUCGCAAGGACUUCUGGUAGUGGUGCAAUGAUCAGUCGAAUUCUCUGUUAAUUGCGAUUAUGACUAUUCAUUUCGAUUCUCGAUUCUUUGCUUCCAUGUUUCGAUUUUGGCUCGAUUUUUGCAUACCUUUUCCAGGGUGCCCUCAGUGAGUUAUUAUAUUGUAAAAUCAGAAUCUAUGACUCUCUAAAAACAUUUUUGAUAGACGAGGAAAGACGAUUGCAAUUCUUGCGCCCUUUUUGUGUUUCCUGGUAAAAAUAUUGUUCUUCAACCACUCCUUAAGAAUUUCCAAAUAAGGCAAACCAUGUGGGACAAGCUCUUUGUCAGGUUCUCAAACGUGGCGACAAACGACUAAGCGACUGUGAAUCCUCCUUCCCCUGUUACUAUUCUCAAAUUGAGGGUUUAGGGUUGCAUGUUGUUUACAUUACAUAUUAUGUUAUAAAAAUUAAAGGACAUUUACAUAAUCAAAUUGAAAUAAUCGAAAUUGAAAGGCAAUAACUGAAAUCAAAUUGAGUCACAAGGAACAUGAAUUGUCACACCUGUAACUUAUGGGAUCGUUACUGGGGAUGCGCUGGUCAGCUCUUGGCCAAUUUUUUCCCCAUCCCCAAUAACAGUCCAAGAAGUCUUUGCAAAAGUUAACUUAGCUCAGUUUCCUUCCCACUUAUUCAGUGGCAAAUAAAUAUAUUGAUCUCAGUCAAAGGUUAACUCCAUUAAACCUCCCCAUGAUGGUCACCUCCUCAACAUAACCACCAUAAUAUACCAUGACCAUAAACUUUUCUCCUGGACACCAUUCCAUACAUAUAUAUUUUAUGUUAAGUUGCAAUGGCAACAGGCAUCGUUGGAUUACCCUGAACAAGAAAGUGCACUUCCAAUAAAUUCCAUGUGAUGGCCACAUGGCUAUGGCAAAGAGGUGUUAUUUCCUCAAGGCAGUCCAUUUAUACCAACUCGCAUGAGAAUGUUGAGAAGGAGAGGCUGGAGUUAAACCUAUCAUAAUGGACAUUUUUGAUUGACAAACAUCAACUGGAAGUGAGGCUUUUUCCCUUUAAAAUUCCUUGACGCUACCACAUUUGUAUUGCUAAGUGGCUUUAGUCUCAUUUAGACGAUUUGCCCAAAAAUGCAAAAGUCCUCUUCUGGUUGCCUUUGCCUAAGCUCCCUGUUAAUAAUAGUGGUGCAAUAAGAUCUACACAGCAGACAUUAAAGAUUGUAUCUUUGCCUUUGACCAUCUCUAUAAGGCAGACAUCUCUCUAAGACGGACACUUGUUGUUAGUCCCAAAGGUGUCCAUCUAAGAAAGAGUUGUCUGUACUUCCAAGAAAUAGUGAGAUCUUUGCUGUUGCUUAUGGUUCUAACAUUUUAUUGUCAAGUUUUAUCAGAACACUGUUGAAACAAGUUAAUACUUUUUUCUUUCCUUUAUCAGUUGGUCCAGAAAAGCCUCGCACACUCACACCCGAGUGGCAAGCAGAUUCUGUCAAGAAAGCAAAGCGGCUGAAGUCAAAUCCAAUUUCUGGAAUUGCUUCUGAACCAUAA
Porites lobata is the source of this 2296-nucleotide messenger RNA. NCBI's taxonomy places the organism in Eukaryota, Metazoa, Cnidaria, Anthozoa, Scleractinia, Poritidae. The record is from the annotation of a GenBank genome assembly.